Molecule: messenger RNA, 3068 nt
Organism: Xyrauchen texanus (razorback sucker)
Lineage: Eukaryota; Metazoa; Chordata; Actinopteri; Cypriniformes; Catostomidae
Product: sodium/nucleoside cotransporter 2-like
Exons: 18
Coding region: 170-2128 (652 amino acids)
Biological process (GO): nucleoside transmembrane transport
Cellular component (GO): membrane
Molecular function (GO): nucleoside:sodium symporter activity
Source: RefSeq, a predicted model, not a curated record
CAACUCAGUCCAGUCAGCAUUAACUAGUAAUCUGAUUUCAACCUGCAAGUGCCUCAAAUAAAAUAACUUUUUUUUUGUAGUUAAUUAAUAAUAACAUUUCCAAGUAGGCAGAGAAGGCUUUAUAUCCCAGCUCAAGGUUCAAGACAGCUGUUGUCACAGAGAAAGCAGGAUGGCAGACAAAGAAGAUUUACAGUUGACUACUGUCUCAUAUGGAAAUGAACUGACUGGAGUGGACAAUCCAGGAUUUGUAAAGGAGAAUAAAUUAGCAGAAGAAGCAGACUUGAGUGACAGUGAAAAAGAGGAGUCAGAGGAGGACUCAAAAUCAUGCCUAAGAAAAGCUUGCAUACCCAUCACAGCCACAGAGGCCUUCUUCAAGACUCAUUCCAAAAUAAUCAAGAACAUUGCUCUGGCAAUACUUGCUGCAGGUUUUUUGGCAUACUUUAUUGCUGCAGUUUACUUGAAUUUCCAGAGGGCAAUUUCUUUGGUUGUCCUCACUUGUUUGGGGGUGUUGAUCAUUGUGAGCAAUCUAGUGAAUAAGUACAAGGGUGAAAGCAUUAGGAAGUUCUUUAAGCCAGCUCAAAGAUGGUUUAAAUCCCAUUUGAGAUGGAUGAAAUGGGUGUUCAUAGUAAUCGUGUUGGGACUACUGGUGGCAUGGUUGGUAGUUGACACUCGAAAGCGCCCAGAAAACCUCAUCUCUUUUGCCGGUGUCUGCAUGUUUGUUAUUGUCAUAUUUCUCUUCUCUGCACACAGGACUGCGGUGUGCUGGAGUACAGUCUUCUGGGGACUUGGUUUACAGUUUGCCAUUGGCCUGUUUGUCAUCAGGACAGAGCCAGGUCUCAUAGCCUUUGAAUGGCUUGGAAAGCAAGUUCAGAUAUUUUUGGACUACACAAAAGCUGGCUCUGAAUUUGUGUUUGGAAACCUCAUUGAAGGCAUAUUCGCUUUCCAGGUUUUGCCAAUAGUGGUUUUCUUCAGCAGUGUAAUGUCAGUCCUGUACUACUUGGGGGUCAUGCAGUGGAUUGUCAUGAAGAUUUCCUGGGUUAUGCAGGUAACAAUGGGAACCUCCUCUCCAGAGUCUAUCAGUGUGGCAGGGAAUAUAUUUGUUGGUCAGACAGAGGCACCCCUCCUGAUUCGUCCUUAUCUGAAGGACAUGACCAAGUCUGAGAUUCAUGCUGUGAUGACUGGAGGAUUCGCCACCAUUGCUGGGAGUGUUAUGGGGGCAUUCAUCUCAUUUGGUAUUGAUGCAUCAUCUCUAAUUUCUGCAUCUGUGAUGGCUGCCCCAUGUGCUUUAUCCAUUUCCAAACUAUCCUAUCCUGAAACAGAACAGAGCAAGUUCAAAUCUAAGGAUCAGAUUAAAGUUGACGGCAGUGGUGAACAGAAUGUCUUGGAAGCUGUCAGUAAUGGGGCAUCUGCAUCUAUCGGAAUUGUGGCCAACAUCGCUGCUAACUUGAUUGCCUUCCUCGCCAUUUUGAACUUCAUUAAUGCAGCUCUUAGCUGGUUGGGAAGCAUGGUUGGAUACCCAGAAGUCACUUUUGAUUUAAUCUGCUCGUAUGUGUUCAUGCCGGUGACUUUCAUGAUGGGAAUUCCAUACGAUGAGUCAUUUAUAGUGGCUGAGCUUAUUGGCACUAAACUCUUCCUUAAUGAGUUUAUAGCCUAUCAGAAGCUGUCUGAGCUCAAGAACAACAGACUUAAUGGCAUUCUAGAGAAUGGUUCAGACAAAAAUUGGAUCUCGGUUCGAUCAGAAAUCAUUUGCACCUAUGCCCUGUGUGGCUUCGCUAAUUUCGGUUCUCUUGUUAUUGGGAUUGGAGGCCUGUCCUCUAUUUGCCCAUCAAGGAAGGGUGAUGUAUCAGCUCUAGUGCUCAGAGCCUUGUUCACAGGCUUUUGUGUUUCCUUGAUCAAUGCCUGUAUUGCUGGUAUUCUUUUUGUCCCUUCACUGGACUGUGUGAGUGUAUUCCAGGAUUCAGUCUUUAAUGCCAAUGUCUCCAACAUUGAAACUUGCUGUUAUGACCUUUUAAAUAGCACUAUCAACAAUGGAACAAUUUAUUUUGAGGGUUCUUGGAGUGAAGUGAAAAAUGCUACAAUUUAUUUUGCCAACUGUUGUGGUCCCUUCAAUGUACCUGUGUGCAUGUAAUUCGAACUAGAGGUAACAGUAUCAACUGUGCCAAAAAUCACUCUCUACUAUCUAUAAUGACAUUAUUUAUUAAAUUGUCACAUUUUAAAAUCAAUUUUUCCAGUUUAUACAUGGUUUUAUAUAUUUAAUUUUAUUUGGUCAUUUGACAAUUCAUGCAUAAUUUCUUUAUAAAGAAAAAAGCGUAUUCAGGCACUAUUUUUCUUUUAUGCACUGUAAAUGCUGUAAAUGUCUUUGAAUAUAAUUGUGUUAAUUGUGUCUGUCAUUUGUAAAUGUAGAAUAAUUUGUGUGGAUUUUAAAAGAUAAUGUUCAUGAUCUAAGAUUUUAUGAUGUAUUAUAUAAGUCUAUUAUGAUGUAAUAUAUAAUUGUAUUGUAUUGUAUUGAUUUACAUGAUUGUAUAUUUUAUAAUAGAUUAAAAGAAAUUGUACUUGUACAGUUUUUUCUAUAAGCCAUGCUGAAAUCUCUUUGGUCAUGUUUUUAAUAUAGCUAUGAAACACUGAAUUUCACCUUUUGCCUGGUUAAAAUGAGCCAAAGAAGUUCCUACUGCUAUUUACAUGUUUAUACUACAAAAAAAUUAAAUAAAACCAACAACAACAAACAUAAACUACAUACAUAAAAGCCCUAGUAUUUUACAUAAAACUUGCAAACAUACAUGUAUAAGCAUAUUUUCUCUUAUACUCUUCAAACUACACAAACUUUCCUUCUCUCACUCUGUCACACAGAGUACGAAGACACGCACCCCUUUACAGACCAGAAUUCCCUAUGUUACAUCAUACAAAUGUUUAUCAUUAUUGGACUCCAUCUUUCUUGAGCACUAUCUGUGGUAAUCCUUUAUAUAUCAGCAAGAGCAAUAACCACUAAAUAAUGCUCAUCUCAUGUGGAAAUAGGGUAAAGUUUAGGCAGCUAUGUUUAUUGAUUUGAUAUUGUUUAAUAUGAAAUGGAA